AAAUAUGGGGAAAAUUGAAUGCGCCGCUGUGUCCAUGGAGAGCGGCUGAGGCAUCUGAGCUGCGGCCCGAGACAUCAGGGCGCCGGGCCGGCCAGGAUGUCGGCUUCGUUAGUCCGGGCCACCGUCCGGGCUGUGAGCAAGAGGAAGCUGCAGGCCACCCGGGCCGCCCUCACCCUGACACCUUCAGCAGUAAACAAGAUAAAACAACUUCUUAAAGAUAAGCCUGAACAUGUAGGCGUGAAAGUUGGUGUCCGAACCAGGGGUUGCAAUGGCCUUUCUUAUACUCUAGAAUAUACAAAAACAAAAGGAGAUUCUGAUGAAGAAGUUGUUCAAGAUGGAGUCAGAGUGUUCAUCGAAAAGAACGCACAGCUAACACUUUUAGGAACAGAAAUGGACUAUGUUGAGGACAAGUUAUCCAGUGAGUUUGUGUUCAAUAACCCCAACAUCAAAGGAACAUGUGGCUGUGGAGAAAGCUUUAAUAUUUGACUCCUCAGGACUACUCUGGCUGUAAGCUCCAGGAAAGCUGUGGAAGAAAUCGUGACUGUCACAUGCUUAAGGUUGACAAUGCAUGGCUGCCUUAGGAGGAAAAUAACUAUUUUGAAAAUGAAGCCAGUGUGUUAGA
Myotis myotis is the source of this 622-nucleotide messenger RNA. RefSeq names its product iron-sulfur cluster assembly 1 homolog, mitochondrial-like. The transcript has a single exon. The record is from RefSeq and is a predicted model, not a curated record. Gene Ontology annotation, biological process: iron-sulfur cluster assembly. Gene Ontology annotation, molecular function: 2 iron, 2 sulfur cluster binding. Gene Ontology annotation, cellular component: cytoplasm; mitochondrion. Lineage: Eukaryota; Metazoa; Chordata; Mammalia; Chiroptera; Vespertilionidae. The coding region runs from base 19 to 486 and encodes 155 amino acids.